AUGGCUAGUACCCAGUACUUGCUUCAUUUUGUUGGUUUCAACUCCAAAUUUGAUGAAUGGGUUUAUGAAAACGACAUAUUAGAGAUGAAUGAAAUUAAUUUAGCUCACAAGAAUAGGUUAUUAUCUAUGUUACGGAAACCUGCCAAAAGAUCAAAGAAAGUAAAUAAAUCUAAAAAAUCUAAUACUAAAAAAAAUGCUUCACCAAAACCAGCAUUGAGAAAAACAGAUAAGAUCUUAAAUAUUAUCCCAAACAUCAAUCCACAUUCAAAGCUUCUUGCCCACAAAUUGCAUAAUAUUGCUGUGUACCCCAUAGUUUACAAAAAGCAUUGUUUGUGGAUUUUGUGA
Molecule: messenger RNA, 345 nt
Organism: Myzus persicae (green peach aphid)
Lineage: Eukaryota; Metazoa; Arthropoda; Insecta; Hemiptera; Aphididae
Product: nuA4 complex subunit EAF3 homolog
Exons: 3
Coding region: 1-345 (114 amino acids)
Source: RefSeq, a predicted model, not a curated record